AUGACAUUGAAUACGGUCGCACUGAGUGCCGCCCUUACGCCUACCGUCGUCGCGACCUUGUUCUCUCAUUAUCUGCAUCGAAAAUCCCGUCGCACGAAACCAACCGUCCACAUCUCCUACGACGAGGCAAUCCAGAUCAUCCGUGGAUUCCUCACCUAUGCAGCCAAACAUCCUGUCGAGGAUCUCCAGGCCUUUACAAGUCAACGAGUUCCCGCCCCUCAUUGGGUAAAGACAACCAAGGUCCUCAUUCCAGAGAAGUACCUCUCCUCUGCUGCGACCGCUCUUAUCAACCAACUUGGUCCCGAAGGUAUAGCUCGCGUGGGGGGAGAGAAAUGGUGGCAAUGGCGUGGACCGGUGGCGCUCAGAGGAGAGUGGAUUGAGAUGAAGUCGGACUACCAUGAGCGGAAACGCAUGGACGAUCAUCCCAGCUGGAAGCGCAUCAUGUUGUAUAUCCACGGCGGUGCCUACUUUUUCGGCAGUGUGGAGACCCAUCGGUAUCAAUUGCAGCGGCAUGCUAGAAAGCUCAAGGGACGAGUAUUUGCACGCGAACACGAUCCGAAAGAGAUCAUCUUUGCGGGAGAUUCCGCAGGCGGUGGCAUGGUGCUCUCGAUGUUGGUCACUAUACGCGACCAAGGACUGCCUUUGCCCGCCGGAGCGAUCCUGAUCUCACCCUGGGUUGACCUUACACAUUCUUUCCCCAGUGUGGUAUCGGACUGUCCAGGUGACUACAUCCCACCGAAUGGCUUCCGACAUAAGCCCUCCGCAGCCUGGCCGCCUCCAAACGCGGAUGAAAUUCGCGCGAUGAAGAACGCAGAGAAGAAGUCUCCAGAUAGUGCCGCGGAGGACGCCAUUCCCAAAGAGGACGCCCGGGCUCAAGAGACAGCAGUGAAGGGAUACACAGUCGAGAAGCACGGGUUAGGUCGGACAGGACCCGCUCCGCCGGGCCAUCAACAUGCAGACGUUGACGAGACCGGAGUCGUCAAAAUUCCUAUUGGCAGUCAGACAGUUGAACUCAAAGACCAGAUUCAAAUGUACGCAACGAAUCAGCUCAUGUCUCACCCACUCGUCUCUCCAGUACUCCAACCGUCGCUUGGCGGUCUACCUCCACUUCAAAUCCUCGUCGGGGGAGGCGAACGGUUAAGAGAUGAGCAGUUUUACCUCGCUCACAAGGCCGCCAAUCCGACAGCGUAUCCACCCAGUGACGCGUAUCUUGACAAGCAUGAUCCGAAACGUGAAAUCUUACACAAAUAUCCUGGCACGUAUGUUCAGCUCCAGGUAUGGGACGAUCUCUGUCACGUUGCGCCAACCCUAAGUUUUACGCGUCCGGCCAAGUACAUGUUCCGAUCGAUUGCUCAAUUCGGUGCCUGGGCUCUUGCAUGUUCCCAGACUUCUGAGAUUUCCAUCCUCGAUGACAAUAAUGUCUCUCCCAUCUCCUCCAGUGAGACCGACGAUCUCGACGCCGCCGCCAACGGUGUCCACAAAGAUACCUCAAGACCGCCAGUUGCAUCCGUCGGCAGGGCCGGUGAUUCACUGCCCGCAUUUAAAGAUCGUAUGAUCCGCCAAAGAGUCGACAAAAGAGGCCGCAUAUAUCCACUCGAUCCCCCGUCCUCGUAUUCCGUCCUGCAACUUCCGGGGGAUAAAAUCGGCGCAGUGAACCCGCAGCUGGUCCAGAAAUGGAUGGCUGGAAAGGAGGAGUGGGAUAUCAAAUUUGCAAAGGCUAAGCUGCGAGUGCAGAAGCAACGGAUGAAAGAGUUGGCCCACGGAUUCCAGGACUUUGAAGGGGAGACUCCUCCUCCAAGUUCCUUGGCGGCAAGAAGAAUGGCUCCGGGUGUAUUGCCUCAGAAGGGCGGAAAGGGUCGGAAGAGCUACCCGAUGACGAUGUGGAGCCGCAUGGCGAGCAAGCAUGACAAGAAGACCAUUGCGAGACAACGUCAGAUGGAGGGUCGCUCUCGGCUAGCCAGCGUCGAAGCUGGACGAGCAUGGGCGUCCAUGGACAGACCGAGAUCUGGAGAUAAGUCGUUUCCGACUGAAAAGCCGGCCAAGGUUACACCGGGCCAGCCUCGUCUUGCAACUCAAGGACUUGCAGCGAUCAACGGAGGGAAAGCACCGGACGGUCUGCGAAAAGAUCAGGAACCAUCUAACGGUGCUGAACACGAUACCAACCGAUCUGACGUGUCUCGUCCGGCAUCGUCAAACACGGGAAAGUUCAGCAGUCCUAUGAUCGUCCUGCCCGAUUAUGAGAGCAAGCAGUUCAAUGUAGAUAAUGCCAGCACGACGACUUUGCUACACGCUACCGGAACGAUUCCCGCCCGAUCCGACAAGCCCCGGCCUGCCUCCCAGGCCGGCUCCGGGACGAUUCGCAGCGCCAUGACCGCCGAGCGAGAAGAUACCAGUACCAUCGAUGAUGCGAGGUCACUAGCUGUGACCACAGCGGGACUGGACAAUGCGAGUACCCGGGCCGUCCGUCAUUCCACUGGUGUAGUCGGCGUGGUCAGCGAUAAGAAGUCGACCAAUGGUUCUGUCGAGACGUUGUCAGCCCCUCGGCAGUCUGGGGAUUUGGAAUCCUUUUAUUCGAUCAAUGCGUCGGAGGGCGAUGGCCAGUCUGCUCGUACUCGUCCCGAUAUGCCUAAUCGGGAGGUGUUCAAGACCGCGGAUGAAUAUCAUGAUUGA
Aspergillus thermomutatus is the source of this 2670-nucleotide messenger RNA. RefSeq lists its product as uncharacterized. The record is from RefSeq and is a predicted model, not a curated record. The transcript has 4 exons. NCBI's taxonomy places the organism in Eukaryota, Fungi, Ascomycota, Eurotiomycetes, Eurotiales, Aspergillaceae. Gene Ontology annotation, molecular function: hydrolase activity. Bases 1 to 2670 code for a protein of 889 amino acids.